Molecule: messenger RNA, 264 nt
Organism: Penicillium psychrosexuale
Lineage: Eukaryota; Fungi; Ascomycota; Eurotiomycetes; Eurotiales; Aspergillaceae
Exons: 2
Coding region: 1-264 (87 amino acids)
Source: RefSeq, a predicted model, not a curated record
AUGGUGAUUCCUCUGGAGGGAGUCGAGUCCGCAGUGGUGGAACUCGUCCGCCUGGCCGAAGAGAAGGGCGGACGAGUGAUGAACAACAUCGCUAGUAACUUGAUUUGGAUCGUUGUGGUCUGCGCCGCGGCCCUAGGGGGCAUCUCCUUCGUUUACUGGUUCGUGCGGAGGCUUUGUGACCGCACCUGGUGCCCCGGCCCCUGCUCGUGCUCGUUUUCGGUUUCGCGGCCCGAGGCGCAUGGCUCGGCGCCUGCGUAUGGCUAG